This is a messenger RNA of Rhineura floridana, 4702 nucleotides long. RefSeq names its product RAP1B, member of RAS oncogene family (gene RAP1B). The coding region runs from base 374 to 928 and encodes 184 amino acids. The record is from RefSeq and is a predicted model, not a curated record. Lineage: Eukaryota; Metazoa; Chordata; Lepidosauria; Squamata; Rhineuridae. Gene Ontology annotation, cellular component: plasma membrane. Gene Ontology annotation, molecular function: GTPase activity; GDP binding; GTP binding. The transcript is spliced from 8 exons. Gene Ontology annotation, biological process: Rap protein signal transduction; cellular response to cAMP; negative regulation of synaptic vesicle exocytosis.
AAGGGGGAAGGGAGGGCUUCAGUGUCUUCAGGAGUGAGCCACGCGCGUGCGCGCACCGAACAGAGCGGAGAGGUCAUUUCCCCCCUCCCCUCCGCCACCGGACUGAGCAAGGAAAUCAGAGUGAGGCUAGGCGUGCAGCGUCACGGCCACGGCUUCAAGCCUCGCCCAGCCAGAGACAGUGAGGAGGGAGUCUGUGUGUGUGCCCGAGGGGGGGGCGAACAGAGGGUUUGGCCGGGGAGGCGGCGACGGACGCAGGGAGCGGCAGCGCCGUCCGGUAGGUAGAGGCGUCUACAGGAAUAAGGCGGGUGAAGAGAGACGGAAAAGCAGGUCCGGCGUCGAGCGGGUAUUGAGGUGUUGACUCAACGCUUGCACCAUGCGUGAAUAUAAACUAGUGGUUCUUGGUUCAGGAGGUGUUGGAAAGUCUGCACUGACUGUACAGUUUGUUCAAGGAAUAUUUGUUGAAAAGUAUGAUCCUACGAUAGAAGACUCCUACCGAAAGCAAGUUGAAGUAGAUGCACAGCAAUGUAUGCUUGAAAUCUUAGACACCGCAGGAACGGAACAGUUUACAGCCAUGAGAGACCUCUACAUGAAAAAUGGUCAAGGAUUUGCUUUAGUAUAUUCCAUCACAGCGCAGUCCACAUUUAAUGACUUGCAGGAUCUAAGAGAACAGAUUCUUCGAGUCAAAGACACUGAUGAUGUACCAAUGAUUCUGGUUGGCAACAAGUGCGAUUUGGAAGAUGAAAGAGUUGUGGGAAAGGAACAAGGACAGAAUUUAGCAAGGCAAUGGAAUAACUGUGCAUUCUUAGAGUCUUCUGCAAAAUCAAAAAUAAAUGUUAAUGAGAUCUUCUACGACCUUGUGCGGCAAAUUAACAGAAAAACGCCAGUGCCUGGGAAAGCACGCAAAAAGUCAACUUGUCAGCUACUUUAAUAUAUGUAUGUACUGUAGCACUGAGCCAGGUCUGAAGAACUGUUGCUGACUACAACAGUGCCAGCAUUCCAACUUUUAUUAAAGCUACCAACAUCUUAACAUGGACUUUCCUGUGGUGGUACCCUUUAUGAAACGGAUGACAGCUACUACAUCAGUUUGCACAUUCUAAUCACUUUCCAGUGUCACGAGAGAUUUUUACUUAUAAAUAAUCUAAAUGUAUGCAACUGGUAAAACCAGAGCCUACAUCCAGUAUUACUGAUAAGAGACAUUGUUCAUCCACCAAUGUUGUACAUGUAUGAAAACUGUACUUUAUACUGCAACAAAUCCCAUACUUCCUAUUGGAGAGUACAAUAAUGUAAAUCAUGAAAGCACCACUAUUUUAGCGUAAUAAAAAAGUCCAAAGAGCUCCUAUAUAGACUACUCCAGAUAACUUUGCUUCAUUGGUAUUUGUAGCUUAUUGUAACUUUUUUAAAAGAAAUACAAGAUCAUCAUUGUAUUGUACAAAAGCGCUUUGAUUAACACAACAGCUAUAUAGUUUUUUAAUUUUAGGAUAAAAAAAACCUGUGGAGACAGUGAUCUAGUCUUUAAAAUGAGUCCUUUCAGUAUAAUGUCUGUCUAAAGACAUUGCCUUUAAUAUCUGUUGGGAAGGAAAUGUCCAGAUUUUUCAACCUUUUAUUGUAUGUUUCCUUUUCCUUGUUUACAUAGGGAACAAUGUUUAUAGUUGUGUGUACAGUGGGGGUCUACAACAAGAAGUGUAUAUUUUAAAACAAUUUUUUAAUGAUUUAACAAUUUUUUGUAAAUCAUUUUUGGGCUUCUGCAGCUGUAGAUUCUCACUGUGAAUUCCCUUGCUUGCUCAUGCAUAAGUGUAUUUGCAAUACCAAAUAUACAGGUUUAGUACUUUUGCCUGUUAGUGAUUGUUUUACAUGUGUAACGUUUUGGUUGAGAUGUUAAAUGGUGAACGAGUACUGUGGAUGUGAAUGUGGGAAGUAAUUUUAAUCAUGUGUAAUUGGUCCCAGGGCCUAAGUUGCAGUAAUUACCUUUUUGCUGAUUUAUUUAACAAUGCCUUGUUGCUUUGUAUGCAUUAACAUUUGGGUGUAAAGAUUGCGUGUAAAAUCCAACAGGGAGCCACAGUAUUUAAAUUGACCAACCUAAUGUUACAACUGCUUUGAGGUGGCCAAAUGUAAACUAAAAGCCUUAAUUAAAAGUGGUGCAAUUUUGUAUGACUUAGCAUCAGUAGUUCAAUAAAUUUGGAUUGCCAUGCAAGGGCUUGCGUUACAACUACCUGUAACUGAAUGUUUUGUGUAAUGUUGCAAUGAGAUCAGUAAUGUGUUAAAAUGUGUUUUGGGAAAUUAGAAUUUGAGACCCCAAGGAACCAUUGUUUGUUUAUCUUAUACAAGUCAGACCAUUUACACAUUCUCCUACAUAAUCAUGACAGCGCUGUGAUCACUCAUGUUGCAGUAAUGUACAGGUUUCAGUGGAAACUUUCCAGAGUUGGGUCAGUCUCCAUUGCUGAGUAUCUUUGUUAAGAAAUGUGAAUUCUUCAAACUCUGCUGUCUCAUUGUGGAGCAGGAUAGAGAAGGAAAAAGGAAGAUGUAUUGUUCUAUCAACUUAGGCCUAAGAGAAUACUCCUGGAAUAUGCCAAACCUAGAACUAUGUUAAGUUUACAAAUACUUUGGGGCUUGAAAGACAUCAGAUGCCCAAACUUAAUUGUCUUACAAGCUGCUUGUUUCUAGAUAACUCAAAACUACUUCAGUUAUGCAUUAAAAACAAAAACAAAAAACCUAUAUAGUCUGCUUUUUCCAUUGUAGAAACUACCAGGCUAAUUGAGCCACAAGCCCAUGAAGUGUGGGGUAUCUGAAAUGUACAGGCAAAAUGCCCAGAUGCUUACUGUAGUUCACAAAUAUGGAUUGUGCAAUUUGCAGGCACUUGAUUGUUCAAAUAUGAGUUGAGUAUGUGUUUUUAUCCUGGCAACUGAAGUCCAGUCUCAAGAAUCUGGAACUGUUAUUGAAAGAAUUGUUUAUUUCACAAUACUGAAUUGCAGCAUUGAGAUCUUUCUAAACCUGAGUCAAGAAACCAGCUGUAUGCAGAUAGAUAUUUUGCCAUUUUUGGAUAAAGCUGUGAAGCGGAUAACAUAGGCAGAUUAUACUAUGGUCUGGGUUACUGAAUAGGUGGUAGCUUCUUGCACCUUGUCUGGCUUUAAGAACUGGAUCCAAACAAUACUGAAAUAAUGCUCAUUAACAUCCUUUGAUCUGAAAGAAGUGUAUUUUUUACUGUUAAAGUCUGGCAGCUCUGUUAAUGAGCGAGUAUAACUUGGGCGUGCUCCUGUACUUACUGGUAGUCUGGACAGUCAGAGGACAUGCCCCUGGUAAGGAAAUUCUUUCUGUAAGUUGGACUGGACAAUUAUUACUCAUACCAUCAUAACCUCAAUUGGCUGAAUGCAAUGUACGUCCAUAAGGUUGCCGUUAAAAAGUAAUGGGUUGUCCAAAGCUUGGUGGAUUCACAAUCUAACAUAUUUGUGCUUCAGAGUCGGCAUUGGGAUUUGGUAUAGUUUUCUAUGCCAAUUAUGUUGCGACUACUUCCUUUGCCUAUAGUGGAGGAGGGUAACGUAUAGGUUGCUCCUCCUACUCCAUUUGGCAGGACUAUAUAAAACAACCUUGCAUACUCUACCCUGUGUGUGGGAGACCCUUUGCUAGUUCCAGUCCUGUGCGCCAUUUGGCAGAGCUCUGCCAAUUGUGGAACAGCUGGGCUUUUUUCCUUCUCGCUGUCACUUGAUUUGCAUAGAAAGGAUGGGGGGAAAGCUAGCAGAGAAGUAUAGCCUAUCAAACCUAACCUUCCCCUCGCAUUCAUUGCUCACUUUUUUUUAAAAAAAAAGACUAAUAUUUCUAGGUUAGUUCAUCAUACCACCUAUCUUCCAUGAUGGUCUACUUUCUGUCUCCCUUGACGCAGCAAACCCAAGAAGAAUGUGAAAGGAGACUUGUUCUCAAAAGUGCUAAGAGGAUUUAUAGCUUAAGACAUUUUGGAAUUCAGGUUCCUUCUCAGGAGCAAUCUUAAACUUUUCACAACAUAAAUAUUGCCUAUCUACCACUAUGGUCUUCCUCAGAGCCAGAUAGGCAGCAAUAUUUGUGCAAGCUGUUUUAGCUUUCAGACAAGCACAUUCUGUAGAUUGCCUGUGAAGAACAAAGCUGGGUUACAAAAGCUGUAAUAAAUCCUCUUAGCUGAUGGGGAAAAUCUCCUUUUGCAUUCUCAACUGGCUUUUGUGCCUUAAGGGUGUGUGUGUUCACCUUAACUUAUCCAUAAUCAGUAGACCUGUGGUUCAACAUACUUCCAUGUACUAUAGUUAGGUAUAUUACUGUCAGGAUAUCUUAAAUUACAUUUGUACCUCUUGAGAAAAAACACACACAUGCAGCCCUGUCCUUGGGAGGUGCCUCUGUGUCAGGGAAGAUUUCAAUUCUGAAUGACUAUCUCCUAGCAUUUCUGACUAUCUCCUGGGUUGUCUGAUCAGUCUUGAGUAAGUGUGUUGGACUUGCCUAGAAAGAAUAGAUCUGUGCCUUAAAGUAUAAAAUGUUCAUCCCUACUGCUACACUGACGAUUGUUAAUAUGCAUUUUAGUGUAAAUCCUAUAGCUUGCCCAUCCCAUUCUUUCAGUGACAUAAUGUCUUCCAAAUUCUUGCUCUGUAAGAGAACUGUUCCUUCUCUCGCUAAUUUCAUUGUAAAGGGUGAAUAUUUAGGAAUUGAAAUAUUUUAAUGCUAAUAAAGAAAAUUGUUUUUUCUUUGA